Cladocopium goreaui is the source of this 9525-nucleotide messenger RNA. The record is from the annotation of a GenBank genome assembly. NCBI's taxonomy places the organism in Eukaryota, Dinophyceae, Suessiales, Symbiodiniaceae.
AUGCUGCCUGGUUGGGGAACAUUGAUAGCUGGACAAAGGAUCCCUAUGGUGUUUACCCUCAUUUGCUACAAUUCCAAAGGAAGUUGGCAUUUGGUGCAGUCAUCUGAUAGAAGGGGCAUGAAGGUUUGGAUCAGUGGGGUUAUUCCUGAAGCUCCAGUUGUAGCAGGGGUCGAACUACUGGUGACAUCGGUACAGCCCAUUUGUCUUGCUGUGGACUCCCAGUCUGUUUUGGUCCCUGUGUCGCUGUGCAGUCCGGAUGCCCUUUCCCGUGUGGUGGACUUGUGUUGUGGCAUGGGUGGAUUUUCUUCUACGGCCAGUCGUCUUGGUUUUAACGUGCAGGCUGGGGUUGACCAGAAUGGCAUUUGGCAGUCCCUCUUCGGUACUUUGCAUCCUGGGGCAACGUUUGUCUGUGGUGACCUUGCGGACCCCUCGGUUGUCCAAAAGCUGAUGCAGCAGGACCUUUUUCAUGCCGUUGUCUGUUCUGGAAUUGCUUGUCAGCCCCAUUCGGUCUUGGGGGAUCGUCGGGGUAUGGAGGAUCCCAGGUCUGCCUCCUUGCCCAAGUCGCUCUUGAUCGGUUGGCUUCUCCAAUCAGCUGCAGUGAUCCUUGAGUGUACUCCUGAGAUCUUGAGAGACGCUGCUGCUCAGGAGAUCAUUCGCCAAUUUGCUGUGGACACUGGAUUUCGUGUCAGUCAAGCCAUUGUCAAGCUUGGGAAUGUUUGGUGCACCCGACGUGACCGUUGGAUUGCUGUGCUUACUGCCCCGGUUGUGUCUCCCUGUGAGUUGCUUGACCUCCCCAUGGACUCUGACAUCAGGGUUGUUGCUGACUUGAUCCCUGAGUUCCAGCUUUGGCAUCAGUAUGACCAGAACCAGCUGGUGCUGAACUUGUAUGAACUGUCGAAGUACUACCAGUUUGCAGCUGGGGGCAUGGAAUCGACUUGGCUGAAACCACAUGAGAAGCUGCCGACCCUGUUGCGUAGUGCUGGCAAUCAGCUUUACACCUGUGCAUGUGGUUGCAGAGCUGCCUUGAGUGACAAGCGCUUGAGCCAACGUGGACUUAUCGGCACUUUGCUGAAGUUGGGCACGUCACAGGUGCACAUGCAUGUCUGUAUGGAGCAUGCACGAUACCUUCACCCCAUUGAAAUGUGGGCACUCAUGGGAGGCAUGCCAAACAUCUCCAUGGGUCACAAUUUGCGCCUUGCCAUGUCUGGAGUUGGUCAAGCAGUGGCACCCAUCAUGGGGCUUUGGAUUUUUGCCCAGGUGAAAAGAUGCUUGGACUUAACGCUUGAAUUGCCGAACCCAUGUGACCCCUUGAAAGCCUUGCAAACCUACAUGCAUGAGGUUGUUGAGUGCUGUCGGACAAUGUGGCCAUUGCCAGUUGCUCCCACGGCGGUGGAACCUACUGAUGUUGAUGACCCCAUUGAAGAUGUAGGCAUGACAUGUGUUGUCACCCGUCCGUUGACUGAUGAACCUGAUGUUGCCAUUGGUCUGUCCCCCGGUACCACUGGUUCCCAGUUGUUGCAAGCUGAGGCCAAUCUUGGACUUUCGGUCGAUGGUUGUUUGGUGCGCAUUGAUGGACUUGCGGUUGAUCCGAACUUGCCCAUUCCAGGUGGUUCACUUGUUGCCAUUGUCCCUGCCAGUUGGACUCCUGAUCAGUUGAAGGCGCAGCCUCACCUGCCUUGUUGUCUUGACUCUGCAGAGUUCUUGCACCAAGCCACUGAUCCAGGUUCUUCGCCCAUCACACAACCGGUUGUGACCACUGAACAACUGGCUGACCUGCGCUACCCCGACAUGUUUCGCAUUGCCAGGCAGGAUUUGCUGGGGAUGCAGGGACCAGUGUGGGGAGAUGACGAGAUCAUGCAUGGACUUUUGCAAGUUGCAGUUCUCACGGAAUCGGAUCAAAGAGUUCAUGUUUGGGAUCCAUUGCUUGUUACGGGAUUGGUGCAACAUGACCAGCCUGCUACCUGGAAGGAACUUGUCUCUGUGUUGGGUCCUGUUGCCACGGUCAUCUCUGCAGUGCUUCUUGGAACUCAUUGGAUUCCACUGGUUUGGAGAGUCGAUAUGGUUGGGGUCGUGCUGCAUUCUCUCUCGGUGUCUCCGGGCUUUGAAACUGCUUUGGAAGGAUUGAGUCGAGUUAUUGGACUUGUGCGGGGGGGUGCCCAGGGGGUCUGGAAAGCCCACAGUAUUGGAUUUCUCCCUGCAGGCCAUUGUGGGGCCUUGUGUUUGAGUUUUGUGCGUCACCUUUUGUGGGGCCACCCCAUGGUUGCUGAUCCACCUGCUCUGGAGGAGUUUGCUCACAGGAUCCGCUUUGAGUUCGGUGAUGGGCUUCCUGACCCUUGUCAACGUCCACGUCUGGCUGGUCUUGGUCUUUCGUUGUCCAACCGUUUGGCUCUGCUCUUGACUCAGCAUGGUGUCUCUGAAGCUGACUCCGCCCAGCGUGCUUCUGCUGUCUUGAAGGCACUUGGUGAAGAAGGGGUCUCAAGGGCUCUUGAUGCGACCAAUCCAUGGAGGGAACUCAAAUGGUUGGCCAACCAAUUGCGGCCGCCGUAUAUGUUGAUCAAACCUUCUGAGCUCCAGAUGCAGGUUUCCAAACGCCAGGCUGACAGGCCAAUUGGCCACAAGAAGCACAAGCAGGCCAAAGGCAAAGGCAAGGGGGUCCCUCCUGCUGCCAGUGUUGACCCAUCCCUGUUGCGUCUUGAACAUGGAAUUUUCCAAAGCGACAAUGGCCAAGGCUUGAGCCAGCUUCCGUUGCCCCAAAUUGGGCCCAAUGCUGCCGGAGUUGCUGUGGUGUCUGCAGCCUGUGUUGAGCCCUAUCUUAAAGCACCCAACCCUUUGUCUGCAGGUCCCCUGGCUUUCUUUGUGGUUGAUGCUGAGGGCCCGUUGCCCACCUCCUUUCCGGUCACUGCUGAGCGUGUCCCGUUGGUCUGUGCUGCUAAUGGUGAGCCUUUGCUUGUUGAUGGCCUUCUUUUCCAACUUGGUGCAAUCCGGGUUCAAAGGGCUCCUGUUCAGCAGGGAUGUGAAGUUCUCUCCAUUCCGACCUGCGUGGUGAAGGCUAUUGUGUUCCGUGAUGAAACGACUGAGGAUUGGCAAACAGUGGUUGCUCACCCAUUGCAACACAUCUUUGAGAAGAUCCCGCCAAUGCAAGCAUGUGGGGACCCUGAAUGUCCAGGAUGUGAAGCUUGGCACAAAUUGCCCCAAGCGCCAAUGGACUCUCCGGUGCUUGAACUCUGGGGUAAGCAGUGGUUGCGUCUGGACUUUUCUCAUUGCCCACCAGAAAAAGCUGACAUGUUCACGGCUCACAUCCGCCUGCCGGAGCACCUCCAAUUCCAGGUGCAGCACUUCUCAGGGCAUAGUGGGGUUUACCUUGAGCCGAAAGCCUUGGAUGGCAGAAAGCCUUCGCCUGACUUUCAGGUGGUGUGGAUCCCUAAGUUGGAUGCUUCCCAGUUGCUGCUGCAGCGCCAGACCAUUCCCAAUGUGGUCGGCAUGGCAAGACUAGGAGCCAAGGUUGGAUUGAGGUGCCGUACUGAGCAUGCUGCCGAGGUGUUUGCAAAGCUGAGGAUGGCCCAUGGUGAUGUCAUGUUUGCCAGAGAGGAUGAUGUCAGCCAGCCUGCACGUACCGAACCCAAGGUGGUUGCCACGUCUGCCACGGAAUCCUUUGUGUCCAAAGCAUGCAUGGAGGUUGAUGAUGACGCCAAUGUGGAUCGCCGGGUCUCCCAGCUGGAGUCUCAAGUUCAGGACCUGCAGAACCAAGCACAGAGUUUGGCCAAGACUACUUUGCAGAAUGCCCAAGAGACAGCCGCCAAUUUCCAAGACCUCCGUACCCAGGUCCACCAGCAGGGUCAGCAAUUUGAGCAAGCCGUGGCUACCCAGGCCCACACGAUCCAAACGUUCCAAGAUGCCUUCCAAGAGCAGUUCAGACAGCAGGAAUUGCCUGACUCGGUGGGAGUGGUGUUUCCCCGUAUCCUCGACGGCUCUGUCUCUUGCGGGCGUUGGCUGGAGUGUCUAACUUGGGGUCCACCGGAUCCACGAUGGAUCUCUUUGCUUUGCCUCGAGCAGUUGACCAGGAUCUUUCUGCUCUUCUCCGGGUGUUGUGAUCUACUUGGCCGCGUUGGACUCUCUUGGCCAGUGGCCUAUUGGAUUGCCGGCCUCUCUCAAGGUGGUUUUUGGAUUUGGUGUUGUGCUUGUAUCUGUCGCAUCAUGUGUGCAGGACUCUCCUUUGGCGUUUCCGAAUUCUUGGGGAGGUCGACAGCCUUGGCGUUCCGCACUGGCAGGAGUCAAGUCACCUGGCGACUUGUUGUGCUUGGCCUCGGGGUUCUCUUGGUGGUUUGGCCUUUGUUCGAGGUCAUGCAUUGGUGCAGCGCGGGGACACUGGUGUCUCACUUGCUUCUGAAUAUGCUGAUGAGCGUGACGUCUAUGUUUGCUGAUUGUGCCCGUUUCUGUGGCCAGUUUUGGGUUUCACUUCGGGUUUUUGUGCAUGGUUUCAGAACCUUAGCUUUGGUGGUUCUUGCUAUGUGUGCCCGUUAUUUUGUGUGUGGUCAAAUCCUUUGUGCGCAGCAGCCCUUGGAUGACCUGCAGAACAAACAAUUUUGGACUUUGCCAACUGCCAGAAAGAGGGCUGGGAGCCCCCUUUUCAAUCCGAGGGUUUGCUUCAGGCAGUGGUUUUUUGCUUUGGCACUUGCUGGUUUGUUGCGUGUGGGCGAAGCCUCGCACCCUGGCCCUGAGUCAGUCCCCGCUACGUGGUCUUUGGGCACAACAAACCCUUCUGGCUUGAAUAGGAAGCUUGGCCAACUUCAUCACUUGGAUGGUGAUGCAUGGAUUUUUGCGGAAACGCAUCUAUCCCAGAAAGGAAUGUCAGGACUGGCCAAAGGGCUUAAGAUGCUUCACAGCCCAUGGAAGUAUGUUGUCCCAGGUGCUCCUUGCCUUGCCCGCCCGGGCACUGACACAGGAAUCCAUUCGGGCGUUUUGUUUGCCUCCAAGUUCCCUGCCAGGGCUUUGCCACAUGCCUUUGAUCCUGAUUCCUAUGCAACGUCACGCAUUCAGGUGGUUGGUAUGGCGGUCAAUGAGGUUUGGGUCACUGUGGGGAUGCUCUAUGGUUUGCCAGGUAAUGCUGCUCACAGGCAAGCCCGGUACCAAACAGAUGCCCUCCUUGCGGAAUUGGUUGACCGGGUUGGUGCUCAAGCAACUGGUCCUCGGGUCAUCGGUGGGGACUUCAAUUUUGCUCCUGAGGAGCUCCAACAGCUGCAGCGGCUCCAUGACUUAGGCUUCCGUGAGGUGCAAGAUCUUAAUGCCUGGCGUUUUGGAAUUUCUGCUCAGGCCACUGGACGAGGUACCAAGAGGAUUGACCAGAUGUGGAUUUCGCCUGAGUUGCAACUUGCCUUCUUGGGUGCCCGGGUUGUCUUUGACUAUUGGGCUGACCAUGCCGCUGUCCAAGCCUCCUUUUCUUGCCCCAACAUGCAUACCACUGUUUUGUCUUGGCCAACGCCGCAGGCCUUUCCUUGGCCCUCCCAAUGGACUUGCCAGGUGGAUUUUGAUCCUGGGGGAGAUCUAACAGUUGAAUAUGCACAAUUUUGGGCACAGGUUGAGCUGCGAGCCAAGUUGUGGAACCAACAUCAUGGGGUCUUUGUUAUCAAAGCUCAAUGUGGCAGAGCAACAGUUUUGGAAUCGAAACCGGUGAGACAAUCGCAAUGUGCAGUGAAGAAAGCCCGCAACGGUGACCUUCAGCCGGCCUACAUUGGCACUAGCUUACAACAUGCCCGUUUUUUCCGCCAGCUUCGGAGACUCCGGUCUCUUUGUCGCAUCUUGGUCAAAGGGGUUUCCAGUUUUCAGGGGAAAUGCAACCUUGAUGACACCUGGCGUGCCAUACGCUGUGCUGCGGGCUUCCCGGGUGGAUUUGGACUUUGGUGGGAUGCUCAUGCCUUGAAGCCUGCGUUGGGGGGCCCCUUGCCUUUGAUGUGCCCUUCUUUGGACUUUGCCCAGGGCCUCUUUCAGGGUUUUCAGGUGUACGUGCGGGCUUAUGAGCGUGACUUGACCAGUCGCCGCUACCAACAUGCUAAAGCCAGGCGAGAGCAUCAUCUGGCCUUUGUCUUUCAGGACUGCAAAGAUGACCCCCUGCCCAAAGCUGAGACCCUUCUUGAUCGGGUUGCUCUCUCUGUCGAAGAAGUCCGUGAAGAGGACCAGUCGGUUGUGCUGGUUCAGCCCUCUCCUUUGUUGGCUGAUGUCCCGGUGGUUAUCCAAGGCCAGGUUGUUGAUGUUGUUGCCCACUCUGAGGACCAAAUCUGGCUUGAAUCUGUGGCUGGCCUUUCCCCAGGUGAUGUCCUUACCCAAGAACGUCCGGUCACCUCUGAUUUGGACAUUCUGCAACGGUUUGCUGAUGCUUGGGCGCCACGGUGGACUAAGCAAGCCCAUGUUCUGCCUGGUCAAUGGGACCAAAUCUGUGGCUUCUUGGACAAAACCCUCCGCCCUCUGCACUGGGACCAUUUUGAGUGGACUUCUGAUCGGCUACUGCAGGCCAUACGCCAUAAGAAAAGAUCAGCGGCCAAAGGGCCCGAUGGAGUUUCCCAAUCAGACUUAGCCGCACUUCCCGAAGGUGCCCUACAAGCUGUAGUCAGUAUGUUUGGUGCUGUUGAAUCUGGGUCUUCUUGGCCAGCCCAACUUGCCAAUGGCUUUGUUUCCAGCUUGGCUAAACGACCUGAUGCAGCCAAGGUUGAUGAAUUCCGUCCUGUGGUGGUUUACAGUCUUCUGUACCGGGUUUGGUCUUCGGAGCGUGCCCGUGAGGCCUUGCGAUGCAUAGCCAAAGUCCUGCCCGACAGUGUCCAGGGUGGUGUCCCGGCCCGUCAGGCCAAAGCCAUUUGGUAUGAACUUGCUACAGCCUUGGAGCAGUCGUAUUUCCAUGGCACGAGCCUUCAUGGGCUACUGAUGAAUAUCCAGAAAGCUUUCAACAACAUCCCACGUGGGCCUCUUUGGUAUGCGCUUUCGCUGCUGCACUUCCCUGAGUCUUCCCUGCGUGCUUGGGCUGGAUUUGUCUCGAAGCAAACUCGCCGUUUUCGGGUUCGUCAGUCGGUUGGGGCCCCGUUGGCAUCAAACUGCGGUCUGCCUGAAGGUUGUGCUUUCUCUGUCUUUGGAAUGGUGGUAGUUGACUGGAUUUUGGAUUUGUGGCUACAUGCUCAAAAUGUUCCGGUUUGUCUGCGCACUUUUGUCGAUGAUUGGGGUCUUCUUUUUCAUGAUGUGAGUGUUUUUGAGAGGGCUUGGACUGCAGUCGAGACCUUUACAGAGCAUCUGGAUUUAGCUCUUGACCUUUCCAAGACCCGGGUUUGGUCCAAUGCAGCCUCGGCCAGAAAGGAGUUCCGGUUCAGCCAAGUCGCAGUUGCCAGGGCUGCACGAAACCUAGGUGCCCAUCAAAACUUUACCAGGCAUUGCCACAAUGCUGAGCUCCAAAAGCGGCUGGUGCAGCUUCCACCGGUUUGGGUAAGGCUCCGGGCUUCUCAGGGACCAUACCAUCAUAAGCUGACUGCUAUCCACAUGAUGGCUUGGCCGCGGGCUUUACAUGGGAUCUCGGUGGUCCACUUGGGGGACUGUCACUUUCGGGUUCUCAGGUCAGGAGCCAUGCGGGCUCUUCGAGCCGAUCGAAAAGGAGCUAAUCCAAUGCUCCAUUUGGUUUCUUCUUCGCCCUUGAGCGAUCCAGAGGCAUGGGCAAUCCUUCAAACUUUCCGUGAUGCCCGGGAUUUGGGCAAUGCCUGUCAACUUGAAUCCAUGCUUGGCUUGUUUUCCCAGGGAGGGGAGGGUCUGCCUCACAAUGGCCCCACCUCAGUUUUGUUGUCGCGGCUCCACCGUAUCGGUUGGGCUGUUGGUGGUCAAGGUUUGGUUCAGGACCGGUUUGGCACUUUCAGUGUUUCACAUGUUGCCUGGGAUGAAUUGGAGCUGCGUUUCAAGUUUGCCUGGGGCCGUGUCCUUGCUGAUGAGGUCGCCCACCGACCGACCUUCCAUGGCAUUGAGCAGGUGGACUUGCCAGAACUGCAUCGUGCCCUGCACAAGUUUGGUCCCGUGGAUUUGGUCUACCUGCGGUGUCACCUUGACGGUACCCUGUUUACCCAAAAUGGCAGGGCGAAGUUUGAUUCUUCGGUGUCUUCCACUUGUCCUUGGUGCCCCGCCAAAGAUGGUUUUCAUCACCGUGCCUGGGAAUGUCCCCACUUUGCCCCCUGUCGUCGCCACUUUACAGCGGAGCAACUUGCGGUGGUUGAAUCUCUUCCCUCUUGCCUUGUUGACCAUGGUUGGCCGGUUGUUUUACCUGAAUGGGAGAUCUUUGUUGGGCUUCUGCUUCGGGCUGAUGGAUUUCCACGGGUGUCACCAGUAGUCCCCCCUGUUGCAAGUGAAGUUUCGGUUGACUUGUUUACAGAUGGAUCGGGAGCUUAUCCAAGGGAACCCAAACUCCGAUUUGCCGCCUGGGCAGUUACAAUGGUGCCUGGAGGCGUUGGAACCCUUGACAACAGACUGAUCUUGGCAGGUCAUGUGCAUGGGAUCAUACAAACCCCGUACAGGGCAGAGCUGACAGCAGUCUUGGCCGCUAUCACCUGGGCCUCGCAGAGGCAACAACGUGUCAGGCUUUGGUGUGAUUGCCAAGGAGUAGUUUCAGGGCUCAGGAGAAUCUUGCGCCGAUUGCCGCUCAAGCGAAAUCGGCCGCAUUCAGACCUUUGGAAUCAAUUGAACAGUUUGGUCGGUUCUUUGGAUCCAGGCAUGGUUCAGGUUUUCAAAGUGGUUUCGCAUGGGCAGAUCUCGCAGGCAACUGGCCCAAUUGAGGAGUGGGCAUAUUGGCAUAAUCAUCUCACGGACAUGGCGGCAGCAGAGGUGAAUCACCGGCGCUCUCCUGAUUUUUGGGAGGCAUGGGCGGGACUGGCUCAAGCGCUUGCAUUUCACAGGUCUCUUCAUGGUGCAAUCUUGAAAAUGCUUUUGAUGACGUCGCGAAUGGCAGCGGCUGAUCAGACAGUGCCUCCGAAGCCGCGGCCUUUGCAGGUGGAACAGGCCAUCCCAGUCCCGGUGGCUCCGCUGACGUGGCAGGUGCCGCCGAAACUCAUCCAGCGCUACGGCCACAUCAACAUGCAACACCUCCAUGCGUGGUGGAGUCAGACUGGAAGUGCUAUGUUGCAAGGCGAUGGACCAUUAGCUUUCAUUUCGGGUAUUCAGAUCUUCAUGGCUUUCAACCUUCACACUGCAUUUACAGGUCCCUGGUGCCAUAAGAAGCGCUGGUAUGGAACAGAAGAAGCAGCUCCCAUCACUGCCCGGCUCCAAUGGGGCGCGAGGUGUCAGUGGUUCUUGCGAAUGUGGAAGUCUUACAUGAAAGCCAAUCAGGUUUUGAUUCCAACCCGUAUGACAAGGCCUUGCUCGGCAUCAGUUUCCCGAUGGACAGUCUGCUACCGAAUGAAGUGGAGUCAACGAUUGCUGGAUGGUGUGGACGAAGCUUUGCUCGCCCAAAACGGGCGACAAAUCACGUCGACAAGUGAUGUGAUGGGUCUCAGUGCCGCUAAGACCGGCUAG